Propithecus coquereli (Coquerel's sifaka) is the source of this 3893-nucleotide messenger RNA. It is a transcript of the gene AVPR1A, whose product is annotated as arginine vasopressin receptor 1A. Gene Ontology annotation, biological process: positive regulation of vasoconstriction; G protein-coupled receptor signaling pathway; regulation of systemic arterial blood pressure by vasopressin. Gene Ontology annotation, cellular component: membrane. Gene Ontology annotation, molecular function: vasopressin receptor activity; peptide binding. Lineage: Eukaryota; Metazoa; Chordata; Mammalia; Primates; Indriidae. Bases 54 to 1334 code for a protein of 426 amino acids. The record is from RefSeq and is a predicted model, not a curated record. The transcript is spliced from 2 exons.
GCGCGCGAGGUGCAGGAACCCACGUCCUCCGAGGCGGGUAGAGAACGGCCCGCAUGGGCCGGGGCCUCGGAGAAGGGCUGAGGAGUCGUUGCAUGGACAGCAUGCGUUUCUCCAGGGGCUCCGAGGUGGGGCCCUGGGGCAAUUCCAGCGGUGCCAACACAAGCCAGGAGGCCGAAGACCUCGGGGAAGGCGGCGGCCCGCGAGGGGACGUGCGCAACGAGGAGCUGGCCAAACUGGAGAUCGCCGUGCUGGCAGUGACUUUCGCGAUGGCCGUGCUGGGCAACAGCAGCGUGCUGCUGGCGCUGCACCGCACGCCGCGCAAGACCUCCCGAAUGCACCUCUUCAUUCGACACCUCAGCCUGGCCGACCUGGCCGUCGCCUUCUUCCAGGUGCUGCCGCAGAUGUGCUGGGACAUCACGUACCGCUUCCGCGGCCCCGACUGGCUGUGCCGCGUGGUGAAGCACCUGCAGGUGUUCGGCAUGUUUGCGUCGGCCUACAUGCUGGUGGUCAUGACCGCCGACCGCUACAUCGCUGUGUGCCACCCGCUCAAGACUCUGCAGCAGCCCGCGCGCCGCUCGCGCCUCAUGAUAGCUGCCGCGUGGGUGCUCAGUCUCGUGCUGAGCACGCCACAGUACUUCGUCUUCUCCAUGAUCGAGGUGAACAAUGUCACCAAGGCCCGCGACUGCUGGGCCACCUUCAUUCAGCCCUGGGGUCCCCGCGCCUACGUGACCUGGAUGACGGGCGGCAUCUUUGUGGCACCAGUUGUCAUCCUGGGCACCUGCUACGGCUUCAUCUGCUAUAACAUCUGGCGCAACGUCCGCGGAAAAACUGCGUCGCGCCAGAGCAAGGGCGCGGAGGAAGCGAGUGGCGUCUUCCCAAAGGGGCGCCUGCUCGCACCCUGUGUCAGCAGCGUGAAGAGCAUUUCCCGCGCCAAGAUCCGCACGGUGAAGAUGACUUUUGUGAUCGUGACGGCUUACAUAGUCUGUUGGACGCCUUUCUUUGUCAUCCAGUUGUGGUCAGUCUGGGAUGAGAAGUCGGUCUGGACCGAUUCAGAAAACCCUACCGUCACUAUCACUGCAUUGCUGGCUUCCUUGAAUAGUUGCUGCAAUCCAUGGAUAUACAUGUUUUUUAGUGGCCAUCUCCUGCAAGACUGUGUUCAAAGCUUCCCAUGUUGCCAAAACAUAAAGCAAAAAUUCAACAGAGAAGACACAGACAGUAUGAGCAGAAGACAGACUUCUUAUUCUAACAACCGAAGCCCGACAAACAGUACGGGUAUAUGGAAAGACUCACCUAAAUCUUCCAAGUCCAUCAGAUUCAUUCCUGUUUCAACCUGAGCCCUGUGUUCAUGCAGCCUGACUCUUGUGAUUGACUUUUUAGCCCAUUAGUUGAAUUGAGCUAGAAAUCACAAGAACAAAUGAACUUUAUUAAGAUAAGCAUAAAUCAGUUCAUUGGGUACAAGACCGUGUUUCUAGGUGCAUUUUCACAUUGCUAUGGCAAAAAACUAUGAAUUAUUUUAUACGGAGUAUUAAUGAAAACACACUGCACUAAAAUGUGCAGGCCUAAUUCCCAGAGAGGGAAUUUCUAGAGGAAAAAUUAUAACUACCCUGGCUUUAUAUUCUGUUGUUGGUUUCUUUUAUUUUUCCCCUCGAUAUAAGAAAGGCUUGACUGCUUUAAAAGGCAAAUAAUGUAGGGGGGCACUAUUUCUGGACAAGGUGAGCUCAUCACCAGCCUUAGUAUUUAGAGGAGACAUCAGAGAAGUUAUGUUUUCAGCCAAUAAAAUCAAUUUAUGCAUCAGAAAAUGCAGCCCCAAGUGGUGGCCUGGAGAUGGGAAGGUGUGUUGAAGAGCCAUGAGUUCCUGAGGAAUACUGAGCAGAAGGUGACCUGCUCAGAGCAAAAGGGGAAAGUUCUGUUAGAAGCCAUAAAUCACCCUGAUUUUCGAAAUGGUAACUUUAGAACUGGCAGUGCCCUCAUUUAGAUUGGCCACAUUUUAUUGGCCACGAGAAGCAUGAUUCCUAAGAUGCUGAAGGUUAGAGAAAAUGUUGUCAACUGGCUGAAAAAUCUUUUUCCCCCCACUACGAGGUUGUUUUAAAGUCAGAUUUGUAUGAGGAAUGCCAAGCUGUAUUAGAAGACUAGAAAAGGAUUGCCUAAGGUACUCUGUAGACUUUCUCUUGAACAAUGUAAACAUAUUUUUACCAGUGUUUAACGGCAUCCUGUGCUAUGCUGGAUAUUAACACAAUCAUUAUCUUCAUGUUUAGGGAAUCCAGAUUCAUAAGUAAGAUAGUCUCCUAAGGAGUGACUCAGUUUAUAAAGUGUCACCACAUGUUUAAUUAAAAAUGGCUUGGUCUUUUGUUCCAAUCUCCCACUCAUCUGACAGUUUCAUAGUAUGAUAGAAAAGAGGUGGGGUUGGGGACUGAGAGGCAGAGAGAAAGAGAACUAUUCCACACCUAGUCUGGCCGUUCUUCAUUAUUAAAUGCAUGACUUUAGGCAAGUUAUGUAAACACACAGAAAGCCUUUGUUUCCUUGGCCGUACAAUGGAGUUGAUAAUAUUUACUUCGCGGGGUUGUUGUGGAACUAAAUUAAAUGUGUGAAAAGAGCUUUAUAAACAGUAAAGUGCUGUACAUAUGCUAGCAGUUGCUUUUGUUAAAGUCUUGGGAUCUACGAAAUUGCACAGCUUUUUUCUCUGUCCAGUUUCCAUUAGCCAGAAUUGUUUGGUUUCGUGGCUGUGAUAUAAAAUCCUAAAACUUAAAUAUAGAUCUGCAGAUGCAUUGGUAAGCAUUGCCAGCGGCCACUAAGCCUAUUCUCUCCUUCCCGAUUAAGAUUUCCAAUUUAAAGGCAGGAUUCGCUGUUCUUUGAAUGCAGGUAAAUCAAAGCCAGCCAUGAGCAACAAUUUCUUUCAUUUCUCAACAGAGAUAAACAACAACACUAGUUGGCUGCUGUUAUUGCAUUUUUCAUUAAUGGAACUCAGUGGGAUUUUUUUUUUCUAGUUAGUAUGUCUGGCUCCUUCUCCUUCUUACAGAGAGCUCAUGAAAUGAUUUGAGGAUACAUCAUAAAUAUUUUGCAUCCCUUAGAAGAAGCAAUAGUUACUGUAAAUAGUAUUAUUUGGUUUCUAUUUUUAACUUUGUUGGUAAGAGAAUGAGAUCUGAAAGACACUGCAAGAACUUGGAAGCCCCGACUUCACGCCUCUUCAUUCCCCUGCCUGUCCAAAUUCUCAGCCCUUAGACUCUCUGCAUUGAUAUGCCUAAAAAUUGUUUCCGGCUCUCCUUUAGAGAUUAGGCCCUUAAGUUUUAGAAUUCUUCUUUCUAAAAUUAACAAAUAUGUCUCUUAAAGGGCACUAUCCAAUAUAAGCUAUCAACUAAUUCUUCUUUAUUUGAGUUAGAAAAGAAUCUCAGUAACCCUGUCCUCUGUUAAGACCGUCAGCCCUUUUGACAACUUCUCUUUGACAGUUGAGGUAGUGGAAAAUAGGCUGGUAUUCAAGAGAUCUGGGUGCUAGUUCUGCACUAGGCAAAUAUGUGGUCUUAUUCUCUGUGGUUUAGGCUGAGAAACUUCAUAUAUCUAGUUGCUAAAUUUUCUUAAUGUUAAGUAACCAGAAAUGGCAUUCAUAUAUCCCAAAACAAUAUUCCAAAUUAGAAAAGUUCUGCUUAUUUCAGAAGAAAGGAAACUGUAGGUGGUAAGGAGAAAGUGUUCUGGGAAAGAAAGUUUUCCUUUUCUGGACCAAAGAAAAGACCUGGGAUAUUAUGCCAAAUGAGGGUUACAGUCAAGAAAAAUUGUGUUACAUGGCCUUAUUUUAUUUUGCACAGUUAUCUGCAGGAAGAUCCUGCAGGUACACAAUAUUAACACACCUAUGUUGGUUUUAAAGAUGUAAUAUAAAAAUACCACAUAUAGAAAAAAACUGA